Messenger RNA from Aedes albopictus (Asian tiger mosquito), 638 nucleotides. RefSeq lists its product as uncharacterized. The coding region runs from base 52 to 555 and encodes 167 amino acids. The transcript has 3 exons. NCBI's taxonomy places the organism in Eukaryota, Metazoa, Arthropoda, Insecta, Diptera, Culicidae. The record is from RefSeq and is a predicted model, not a curated record.
GGUGCAGUGCUUCCCGUUGAAUUGUAGCUGAACAACUCGUUGAGCUUCGAAAUGGCUAAACUUACUCUCUGCAUUGUGACUAUUCUAGCUUCCAUGACUGUGGUAACAGCAAGCCCUAUGAUGAAUCCGGAAAUGCUCGGAACCAUCGUAACCACUGUGUCUCAAAUGCUUGACCAACUGGAACAGAAAGAUCCAUCCGGAAUGGUACGGACAUUCCGGCAAAGCAUGGCUCCUUUCAAAGAUAUGUUCCUAAACGUUAUGAGUAAGAUGGGUGGUGGCCGUCAGAAACGUGCCAUCCAUUCCGAUUAUGUCGCAACGAAAGUCAACGCCACCCACUACCAGAAGGUAGAGUUCCACAAGUCCGUGGAUAAGGAUGCCCAGGAGAUGAAGGCCGAAACUCCCUGUUUGAUUAAGGAGAAUGAGGUCUACUGGCUGGAUUACAUGAGCAGCGUGCUGAUUGGGCUGACGCAGGAAAUGAAGAGAGUCAUCGAUGGAAAACAGGUGCCGUUCAAAAUGUCCAAGAAUGGGUACGAGCAGCAGAAGCCAAAGGCAUGAAAUUGAUAUUGUUUGGUUUUUAUAGUUGAAAAUUUCAAUAAAUAAAAAGGCACGGCAAAAAUUUGAAAUGUAUUAAAAAACGU